AUGGUCGUGUUCUUUGCCGUUUGUGGGGAGUGCGCUGAUUCGAUAGCUUUUAUGUUCUCGCGGGAGGUAUCUCUUCGCGGUGUGGGAAACGUUACCAUGGGAUCUUCCUUUAAUGAUAAGGCUGCAACCUAUUUUGACGAUGCUAUUAAAAGGAAGGAUGUCAAAGUCGAUUCUUUCACGGUCCCUCCCGAUGUCGUUAUUGUUGUCCGAGCCUGGUUGCAGGGAAGCCAGGAGGAGGUCGAAAAGUCUACGCAAGCGUUGAACGCCACCUUUAACGGUUGGUCAACCGCGCCUGACGGCACUCUUGUUUCCAACUUGAACAAGUUGUCUUUGGAGAAUCUGGAAACACAGCCAUCUGACAUUAGCUUUAAGGACAGCUGCGGUUAUGCUGAGGAGAAGAUGGACGUGGGAGCCGCGGGCUUCGGCUUUGACAACCUCACACUUGUGCUUACUAUGCGUACAGACCCUGGGGAGAGCUUGACCCAGCACCUCUGCCUAAUUUUUUCAAUGCCCGAUUGUGCUCUUAUAGCAUUGGACGCUGUUAGGAAUUCUGUUGACGGGUAUGUUGCGCACGUGACGGUGAUAUCGUCGAACAGAAACCUGCUUUUUAUAGAACUUAUGAAUCACGUUCGUCACGCUUCGUUGCUUUUCCCGGAGUACAUUACCACUAUGACGGUGGGGGGAGUGCAAGUGUAUGUCCAAGAAAAGCCCCCGACUCUCACUUACAAGGGAAAUACGUCUAGUUGUUCUUCACGGUAUUGGUAUUUGAUCUUUGGUGUUUUAUUGAUGCCUUUGGCUCUUAUUGCUGGACAACGCUUUAAAGACCUGGGGGCGGAGUCUGGUGUGAAGUCUGUUCGUGCCAUGGAGUGGGACAUUCGUAGUGGCGUUCGCUAUCAGGGCAGAAUUCAUGCAGAUAUGGAUAGUAGAGGUCUGGCUUCUCGGGCUGCCAUUUCCGGAAGUUCGUCUCCAGGGGCGUAUUAUGGCGUUUAUGACCCGCAGGAAGCAAUGUGGCAGCAUACCCAAGGGCGAAGACGGAUGCCACAACCUGGAUUAAAUGUACAUUACGACCCCAAUGCGCACUGA
Messenger RNA from Trypanosoma rangeli, 1083 nucleotides. RefSeq lists its product as uncharacterized. The record is from RefSeq and is a predicted model, not a curated record. The transcript has a single exon. Lineage: Eukaryota; Euglenozoa; Kinetoplastea; Trypanosomatida; Trypanosomatidae. Bases 1 to 1083 code for a protein of 360 amino acids.